AACUUCAAUGACUAAAUCCAACCAGGGAUGAGCUGUUCUAACAGUUUUUUUAUAUGAAUAUUAGCUGUUCAAACUUGACUUCCAAGAAGAGCAGUUAAGUUUCAGAAUUAUAGCUGAAACCAAAAAACAGAACACCAAAAUCUAGCUAAACAGCCAUGUCCAAACUCCCUCAGGACAUCAUGGUUGAUAUACUCACUUACCUACCAGUUAAGUCCCUACUACGAUUCAAGUGUGUGUGCAAGCUAUGGCAUUCGUUAAUCUCGGAUCCGAAGUUUGUGAAAUCACACCUCAAAACAGCAAGGGAAGUCAACUCUAAUAAGAGCCAGAGACUUCUCCUUUCAACCAGGACUCCUCAGUCCGUUGACUUCGAAGCAGCUAGUGAAGGUGAUGAGGAUAAUGCAGUACAGGAGCUUGAAUAUCCUGAUGUAGUAAGGUGCAGUCCUACUUACUUUAUUGGAAUUAUGGGAUCUUGCGAUGGCUUGAUUUGUUUAUUUGUUGACUAUGCAAAACUCGUCUUAUGGAAUCCAUCUACUAGAGAUUACAAGGAAAUGCCAAAACCCAGUUGUGAUCAUGGCUUUGAUUUCUUUGCUGGAAUUGGUUAUGAUUCCUCUAAUGAUGAUUAUAAAUUUGUAAUUCCUAGCUGCACUACGGCUGAUGGUUCUGAACAAAUUAUGGUUGAAGUUCUUACAUUGAAAACCAAUGUCUGGAGAAAAGUCCCGGAGAUCUGUCAAGGUACUACCUUGGUAGGGGCUUAUCGAGGGUUAUUUUGCAAUGGGGCUGUGCAUUGGUUAGGAAAGCAAGAAAAUGGGUCUGAGAAAGAGUAUGUGGCUGUUUCAUUUGAUGUAGCAGAGGAGAGAUUCAAGGAAGUUGUGCCACUUCCGGAUCAUUUCGAUACGGUGGUUUUGGGGAUGUCAGGAAAUUCCCUGUGUGCAUUUGGUGAAUGCCAUGGAAGCUAUUUUGAGGCAUGGAUACAUGAGCAGGAAUAUGAUAGCAGUGCAUCUUUCAGAAGAUUAUUCAGGCUCCCAGCUGACAGGCUUUCUCAAGAACCUAAAGUAGUAUUGUGUUUAACAAAGAAAGGAGAACUUCUGCUUGAUUAUGAUGAAUGGCAACUAGCGUUGUACCAUCCUGUAGCAGACAAAAAUAAAUGCAUCAGGGCAUACAGAGAUAGCAAUUUAUGUGAUUUAGCAAUAUACACAGAGAGUCUAGUUUCCAUCAAUGGUGAUGACAGUAGAGACCCCAGAAGAAGAUGUUGGAGAAAAAUGGUGAUUGCCUAAGUAAUUUGUUGGAUUACUUGUUGUCUUUGUUGGUAAUUGGAUUUUUGGGACCUUUCUCAUUUGGCAUGUACAACAUUGCAUUAGUGUUCAUUGUUCAAAUAUUUUGCUUGGGUGUAGGUUGAGAUGAGCUAGCUUUUGUUAUUUAC
Molecule: messenger RNA, 1420 nt
Organism: Populus trichocarpa (black cottonwood)
Lineage: Eukaryota; Viridiplantae; Streptophyta; Magnoliopsida; Malpighiales; Salicaceae
Product: F-box/kelch-repeat protein At3g06240
Exons: 1
Coding region: 156-1274 (372 amino acids)
Molecular function (GO): protein binding
Source: RefSeq, a predicted model, not a curated record